Molecule: messenger RNA, 569 nt
Organism: Erigeron canadensis
Lineage: Eukaryota; Viridiplantae; Streptophyta; Magnoliopsida; Asterales; Asteraceae
Exons: 1
Coding region: 179-382 (67 amino acids)
Source: RefSeq, a predicted model, not a curated record
AUUACGAGUAUCUAAUUUUCCUCUUGGAAGAACAUUCUCGAGUCUUCAUCAGUCGACAAAUCAAUCAAACAUUCUCCUCGGUCUAUAAAUAGUAGUAAUCACUGUCAAAUAGUUUGGCAAAAACUAUAUAUAAUAUAUAUUUGAAAAAAAGCAGACUAAUAAAAGAGAUCAAAGAAGUAUGUGUUUGGUGUUUGUGUGUGAUGAAGAUGAGAUGAUAGUUGGGCAAAAACAAGCAGCGGGAUCAUGUCCGUACUGCGGCGGGAUGAUUAAAGAGAUGGAUGUCGAAAGUCAAUGGAGAUUGUGUUUCGUGCCUAUGUAUUACAAGACCAAACGCAAGUAUUUCUGUACUCUCUGUUCCCGACGCCUUGUUCUUCAGUAUUAGCUAUCUAGUUUAGCCUAUCCCCUAGCUAGCUACCCUGAGUUUCCAAUUUAAUUAUACUCUUCUUUAUUCUUGUCUUGUUAAAUCUCUGUAAAACUUUUAGGCGUACGUACGCACGUAUAUAUGGUAUGUAUAUGUAUAAAUAAAUACUUGAUUAUUGUAGAUAAACGCAGUGACUUAUUUUUAUGUA